UAUUUUGCAGGCCGUACUACCCUUCCGCAGUCAGCUAGCUAUAGUAUCACCAAAUAUGGCGUGGAAGCAUUCUCAGAUGCUCUGAGACGUGAAAUGCGCCCUUGGGGAGUACAGGUCAGCAUUAUUGAACCAGGAUUGUUCAAGACUCCAUUGUCAGAUGCAGAGCGCAAUAUACAUUCAUUACAGGAAUUGUGGGAUGUUCUUAGCCCGGAUUUAAAACAGGAGUGCGGAGAAAAGCGUCUAGAGAAUAGUAAGAUCAUCCGCUACCAUCUGUAUUGAUUAUAUAACUAAGGUAUUUGCUGCUUUUUGGAAACUAGGUUUAAACCCACACUUAGAUUACUUGGCCUUUGAGCACAUGAAAUGCGUACACCUUCUCUGUGUGUUUAGAUAACUCAGUUUGGACAUUAAAAGACUAACUUCCAGCAGUUCGUGCUUUGCUGGUAUUGAAAUACAGUAAAACCCCGCGUACAAGAACCUGGAUUUUUUAAUUUAGCCUUAACAGGUUCUUAUAUAAAUGGUACUUAAAGCAAAUUUAGCCUACCAAGGUUCUUAAAAUAGGUUCUUAUAAUUUCAUAUGAAUUUCAUUUAAGUAUAUUAUAAAUAUCAUCUCAUAAUACAAUAUAAAUCAUUUAUACCAUAAUCCCUAAAGGCAGUACAGUGCAGCUAUGUCCUUAACAAAACAUAACAAACAAACUCAUGGUCAGUUCUCUGAAUGCCAUUUCAAAGUUGAUACACUUUUACAGAAACGCCACUGAUAAGAACCUAACCUAAAAGUUUAGCCUUAAUAGGCUCUUAUGUGGAGGGGGUUUAAAAUGAAAAUUUUAGCCUAACAGGUUCUUAAAACCCAGGUUCUUAUACGCGGGGUUUUACUGUACAUACACGUGCUAGCUGAGUGAAGAACUCGAAAUUCAUUUAAAUAUUCUAAGACUAAAUCUAUUCUAAGUUUUUCAUUGUUUUCAACAUUUUUAAAAUUUCUUUACAGUUAAGAAUGGCAUGAGAAUCGUGCUUGGCUCCCAGGCAUGCGCAGACACAUACAAAGUUGUAGACGCAAUCGUCGACGCUCUGAAGUCACAAAGACCGCAAGCACGUUACGUCCUUGGUUUUGAUGCAAAACUGUACAACCUUAUUUUGUUAUUACCUACUUCUAUAGGUGAUCGUCUUUUGCCAAAAAUUCUCUGA
This is a messenger RNA of Porites lobata, 1179 nucleotides long. NCBI's taxonomy places the organism in Eukaryota, Metazoa, Cnidaria, Anthozoa, Scleractinia, Poritidae. The record is from the annotation of a GenBank genome assembly.